GAAUAAUUUCACAGCAUUAGAGGAUAUAGAUUUUCUUUGUGGUUUUAAAAUACUUCAUACAUUUAAACAUCUGGCCAGAUUUGAAGAAAAUGAAACACAAUUUAGUGAUUCGAAAGAAUGGGCUGGAACUUCAUGGUUUGUCUUAUAUUACGAUCCAAAUUGUAUGUUGCUUCAAUUAUUUUAUGAUGGUUCACAAAUUUAAAAAUACAGUCUAUUUGGUUGGCUAUAUAAUUGUCACUGUUACUCCACCUUGAACUUAUUUUUGCUAACAAAAAGUCAUCAAAAAUUUGACACAUCAAAAAUUUGGCACGUCAAAUUAAUGUUCAAUUUGCGUAUUAGGCCGAAGGAUAACUAUGCACUCGAUAUAGGUGCACUCGAAUUCAAUAAACAUACAAUGAAGGGCUACCGUAAAUUGAUGAAAUGGGAAAAGCUGGUAUCAAAUCAUUUGGUUAACGACAGUGUUACAGUAGAAGCAGAUUUAAACGUCUUUAACUUAGCAGGAUAUAAAAUCUUCGACAAAUCUACGACAAAAAAGUUUGUACUUUCACAACAGUUUUCUGAUGUGUCCCGCAUUGAAGAAGGUGAAAGUAGGUUUAGUAGAUUCGAGAAACGAUUCAAUAUACCAUGGAGGAUAGAGUUACAGCGAGUAUCAGGCUUUCUCGAGAUUCACCUGCAUCGUGGUAUAGAAAUUGAAAAACCUGACGAUGUAUUUACUAUAAUCAAAGCGGACUGUUGGUUCAAUUUGGUGUCAACCAACGGAAAGAACUUGAUGAGACAAAUGUCUGCGGUGUUCUGCAGAGAUGUUGAUAUGGAGAGCUUGAAAAAAGUCAUUAGAUGGGACGAUAUGAUGACAGAUUAUGUAAUCAACGACAGCUUUAUCAUUGAGGCUCAUAUCGAGAUUUUGAGAAUCAUUGAAAAAAAGAACUUUAGUCCUAACUGGUUAUCGUACAUGAAGCCAGUAUUUUAUGAAAGAUGUUUUUAUAUAACCUGUAAAGUUAACAAUGUUUCAAGAUUUCAAGAUGGUGAGAAACAAUGGGGUAAUACGGAAUUACGAUAUGAUAUUCCGUGGAGAAUCCAAACAAAAAGAUCUUUGGACUUUCUCGAAUUGUAUCUUUUCUGUGAUGAAGAUGACAAUGUUUCAAAGAAGUUAAUUCAAACAAAAUGUACGUUCAAUUUGGUUUCUACAAACGGGAACAACUAUAGACGAACAUCUAAACUCUGUUUUGAAAAGCCAGGCGGUCAAGGCAUCAGUGGAUUUUUUAAAUGGAACGACAUGAUAGAGUCUUUUCUCAAUCCGCUUGAAGACAGUUUGAUCGUCGAAGCUCAUGUUAAAAUUUUCAUGGUUGAAGAAUUUUCGCGUAAAAUUCUGCAAAACGAAAGAAGUUUUUUGAUGUCACAUGUGGUUAGAAACGUUUCGAAUAUGGUAGAAGGAGGAGUAAUUUUUAGCGCUUCGCAAGAAUGGUACGACAUUCCAUGGAGUAUUUCUAUGAAGUACAUCAAUGGAUUUGUUGAAUUACUUCUAAGUUGUGACAAAGAGUUAAACGCGCAUGAAGCAUGGAGCAUCGAAACUAAUUUUCAACUGAUACUUGUUGGAGCAAAUGGUAAAAGACUCACUGACUAUUUUGAGCAUACUUUUGAAAAGCCCGAUUCGAUUGGGGAUUCGAAACUCAUUAGAUGGGAGGAUAUGUUGGAUCAGUAUGCGGUGGAGGAUAGUUUGACAGUUGAAGCACGAGUGAAUUUUAUAAUGCUUAUCGAACCUCAACCGGAGUACUCGUUCAUAAUGUCUCAUACCGUCAAAAAUCUAUCAAAUGUUCAUGAAGGAGAAUUUCAUUUCAGCAAAACCGAAAAACAUUGUGAUGCUCCAUGGAGGAUUUCCUUGAAAAAAGAAGAAAUGUGUCUAUUGAUAUAUCUCCAUUGUGACAAGUUGUUAUCUAACGAUGAACACUGGUCUGUUUAAGUCGAGGUUCAACUUGUUUUGGUGUCAGAAACUGGAAGAACUUUAACUGACAAGGUCGCUCACAUUUUCAACGAACCGGAAGGAAUUCAUUGGACUAAACGUUUGGAAUGGGAAGACCUGGAGAGGGAUUUUAUGGUUGAUGACAGCGUUAAAAUUGAAGCUCGUGUCAAGAUAGUGGAACAUGUCGAAAUUGAAAAUGAAGCGAUUAUUGGAGACUUUUAUAACUUCGAGGAGUGAUUUGAAAUAUUCUCAUUUGAUAAUUUUUUCAUAUAAAUGUAUUUUUCUGAAAAA
Messenger RNA from Caenorhabditis elegans, 2248 nucleotides. RefSeq names its product MATH domain-containing protein (gene math-3). The transcript has 10 exons. The record is from RefSeq and is marked reviewed. NCBI's taxonomy places the organism in Eukaryota, Metazoa, Nematoda, Chromadorea, Rhabditida, Rhabditidae. The coding region runs from base 395 to 1957 and encodes 520 amino acids.